Molecule: messenger RNA, 2226 nt
Organism: Ostertagia ostertagi
Lineage: Eukaryota; Metazoa; Nematoda; Chromadorea; Rhabditida; Trichostrongylidae
Source: the annotation of a GenBank genome assembly
AUGGCUGCUGACUGCAAUCAGCCACGAUGCGGCCUUUGCCAGCAGAAAUCACAUCAAAUAGAUCGGCAAGCAGAUCUCUAUCCUCAUCAGAUUCCCGCUCCGAAUCCGAGUAUGAUGGCUCCGACUCGUUCGAAUCGGAUACAUUACAGGAUUCAGAACCAGAAGAUAUGUCUUCUGGGUCGAUCGACGAAAAUGGGCAAGGACGGGUCGACGACAGUGGGCAAGGACAGUCAACGAAAAUGGGCACGUGGCACCAACGACGUCUACCAACAUCAGCCGUCGAAUCAAGUCGUCACGAUGCUUCAUUCCGUUGCUGUCACGGUCGAGGAACUUCGCUGGAGAUGGUUCGCCCCUCGGUGCAGUCCGACCCUCUUCGGUGCAGUUCAACGUCGCCGUUCGAUGGAGAGUGGAGGACUACGACGCAAGCAACUACGACACAUUGAUCUCUUUUUGAGUGCCCUUAAGGCACUCCCGGUCCCUUCGUUAGUUUCGACUAUGAGUUCCAUUCUUUCUGUGGUUUCAAAAUUUAAGGGUCGCAAACGUGGCCUUGUCGAUUUCGGAUCGCCUCAAGCCUCUGAACAGGAGCGUGCUCUGGUGACCGCUAUUGAUCAAUUCAUGGCCGACGACGCGACUCCAUCGUAUAUGAAAACGAUUAUCGAAUACUUGCUCGAAGCUAAGGAGAGGCUCGAAAUUUUGUCUAGUGAGAAUAAGGAAUUGACUGAAGAAGUCCAUAAGCUUCGUAAGGAAAAUGAUUUUCUUCGCCAAUCUCUAUCUCAGCCUCCUCAAUCUCAGGUUAUUGUUGAUACUUCUAAUUCUGAAACUCAAGUCACUUCUCCAGUUAAAAAGGGCACAUACAUACGUCCCUCCCUUCCACAGGCAGAGAGGGAUAAGCUUCGCACUUUGAGGUUAGCGGCUAGGGCCAAGCCUGUUCGUUCUUCUGCAGUUGUUAAUUCGAAUGUUUCACCGCAAUCAGGUUUAAAUAGUGCGCAUAAGUCUAUGGAUGUCAGCACUCUCAUCCGUUGUGACCGCCCUCGUAAAGUUGGCGGCGGUGUCGCAAUUCUUGCCAAAAAGGAAUUUUUGUACCAAGUCAUCUUCAAGGAAACUAUCAUUGACUCUUAUGAAAUUUUGUGUUGUGACUUCUCGCUUUUAUCCGAACUAUGUAGAAUUGCAGUAGUUUAUAGAGCCCCCAGUUGUUCUCAUAAUACAACUCAACAGCUUUUUAAAGCGAUAACCGACCUCUCGAUUUGUCAGCAUCCCUUCUUAGCCAUGGGGGACUUUAAUAUGCCUGAGGUCAAUUGGCAAAGCGAGGUGGAUUACAAUUUCGGUGGUCUUGCUGGCAUUAUUUCGCGUUUAUGUGCAAGUUACAAUUUGCAACAAUUAGUUGAAAAGCCAACUCGUGGUACUCACGUCUUGGACUUAUUGUUUUGUAACAGGUCAGACAUAGUCAGUGGCGUGCUUACAGGUCCUCCGCUAGGAUCAAGUGACCAUUUUAAGAUUACAUUUCUUUUAAGCUUCCCCAAACGAAAUCACUUGCCAACGUUUCGUAGGCAAUUUGCUAAAGCCGACUAUACACGAAUCUCUAAUUAUCUUGCAAAUGUGGACUGGUUUGGGUCUUUCCAGUGUUGCAAUACUGUUCACGAGAUGUAUGAGCUCUUCAUCUUUGUCCUGAAACAUACCAUUGAAAUGUUCGUUCCUGUUUGCGAGGUUCAUGGGAAUCGGCCUUCCUUCCCUGAAUAUCUCUUGAGGUUUUCAAAAACAUGCUCUCAGGCCUGGAUGCGAGCAAUUGAAUCUAAGGAACAGGAUGACAUGAAUAAUUACUUAAUCUUGAGAAAUCGUUUUCUCAAGAAGCUCAUGAGGUACAAUUUGAGGGUUGAAAAAAAGGUGAUCAAUUCUUGUAACAAAACGGCCUUCUAUAAGAUGUUAUCCACCAAACUUAAGAAUCGCGGUGAUAUUUGUACACUUAAGGAUGCUGAGGGUAAUCUCGCGUUUUCUGACCAAUCAAAAGCCGAAUUACUAGCGAAACAUUUUGCAUCAGUGUAUGCAGGCUCUUGCCCCGAUCAUAGCCACUCUGUGUUUCCUUCGCUGGCUCGAUUCCCAUUAAUGAACCAAUGUGUCUGGUUUCAGGAAGAGGAAAUUUUGGACUGCAUUAAAAAAUGGCCUAGCUCAUCAUCGCUCACCCCUGACGGUGUUUCUCUGUAUUUCUUGAAACGUGUUUCCAAUGUUAUU